AGCCAUGGACAACUAUACAUUUGCAUUUGCUGGUCCUGGAUUUAGGAACAAGGCCAGAUCAUUUAUGUCACAAUUCUCUGAUACCUUCAGUGCUUUUUCAAAGUACAUCGCACCAUCAUACCAUCAUGAUCGCUGCGAGAGGUAUGAUGCCCAUAGUUUCAGAUUAAUUAUAAGUUAUAGUUCUUUUAAAGUCAAUGACAUAAUUUUUUAUUAAAAAAAAAAAAUACUGAGCAGGAUAAUAUAUUUCUUAGAAAAGAACCUUUCAUGUUAAAGCCGAAUAAAUUUUCCCGAAAGCCGGAAGUGUUUCGGUGUCAACAAAUUUAGUUUUUCACAGUAGUGUCCCCUGGCUUUAGUUACAAUCAUUUAGUGUCGCUCAAUUAUUUUAUUUAACCACUACACUACAAUGCCACGUGAAAUAGAAGCGUAAGUUAAAAAUUAGAUUAAAGUUAAACUUCUGAAAAUCUUUUUUUUUUCUAUUUUAACAUGUAUAUAGUCUAUCUUUAUAGUAAACUUGACGUGACAGGGACUGAGUGGUGGUAAAACUGCGAUGAAUCCGAUGAACAUGACAUAAAUGAUAAUGAUAAAAUAAGUCAUAAACGGCAUCAUUAGUGACUGGCUGAUGUGACUCAUUAUAUUAGGCGGGAUGAUUAGUCGGCAAAGGCAACAGCUAAUGCAGAGAAUAUGUGCCAUUAGGGUUCAGUUUAGGAAUAGGGAUACAUUUAGGGUUCAGGUUAGGUUUAGUGACAGUGAAUUAUAAAAGUUCACAGAUCGUGGCAGCCGUGUGAUACGUCAUGGCACCAAUUGUUUGCAUUUACCUAGAAAACCAAUACUAAAAUGAACUAUUAAGCGUCAUAGUGCAUAGUAUAGUAUAGUCAUAGUCGCUGACAAUGAGACAAAGAUUGAAAGAUACAGUAGGCCUAUAGUCUAAAGAUCAGAAGAAGCUGAAGAUUAAGUCGGUAUCAUUGACUGUCUUGAGUCUUGACAGACAUUCGGUCAGUCACAGAGUCAGGAAAUAAGAAAUUCCUGCUAAAACAGACAAUUCUCUCCAUGACACCAUUUACUGGUUUAUUUAAGGUUCUAUUCAGGUUAGAUUGGUUAAUUUUGGGUUAGCGGUAAGGCUGGCGAUGUGUUCCACGGUAUAGGCCUAUAGGUCACGGAAGUUCCCCCUGGUCAACUUCCAUCUACAGCGCUGUAUUAAAAGGAUUUCGAUGUUUAUAUUCACAUAAAGCAAAUUUUUUGUUCUUUUUGAAAUUGGGGGAGGGUUUUGGGGAGGGGUCUCCCUCCCCAUCCCUAUAAGAUCAUUCCAAAUGCAAUUUAAGCACUCAUCUCCCUUUUGUUACCAAAGUUUCAACAUACAGGUGUAUUGAUUUUCAACUAAUCAGAUCAAAAUACAGCAUCUUUGUUUGGCGUGCGUCUUUUUUUUCACCGGUGUUGGGUCUUGGGGUAUCAGCAAGGAUGUGUUUCUUUUUUCCUUUCUUUUGAAACGUGUAAGUUGAAUGUUAAUACAAAUUAUUGGAAAAUUUCAUUUUAAUAUUCUUCAUUUGAACCGUAUCGUUUAUGACGCGAGUAAUGCUCAGUAAAGAAGAGGAAUGUUAUAACACAUUGUUCGGGUCCUACAAUUAAUAGGUCUAUUUACCCUAAGUCCAGUGUUGUGAUUCCCCAAAGUGACGUCACUGCGCUUAGGGUGGGACAACUCUUGGCAAAACCAAUACUGAUAACCCAAAAUUUACUGGUUUAGGGAUAGGUUUAGGUGGGGCCUUUCACUGGUCAUGGUGGAUGUGGCGAAGAUUGUCUGAAUUUACCAAAAUUCUAUAUGCAUAUUGAGAAGUUAUUUUUAUGCUUUUUCUUUUUUUUUUCCACCCUCGGGAUUUGGAAUUAAAUUAUAAUUAGGCAUUAAUUCGUUUAUUAUUAUUAUUAGUUAUUAUUAGAAACUUCUUGACUGCCUUAGUUUAGGCUUGUGUGAAAUUGAAUUUAAAUCUAUUUUAUACGUUAACAAUAACAUUAUUAAGCCUAUGCCUAUUUGUAAAUAUAUGCAAUCCACGUCAAUCAAACUCAUGUCACUGUGUUCAGCACUACUUUUUUCCCACGGCCGCCAUAUUUGUUGCCAUGGUGGCAGACAAGUCAUUGCAAGAAAGCUGGCGGCUGUGUAUGAUAAAUGUAUUGCAAAAACAGGUCUGCUAAAAAGUAUUUAUAAAUUAGCAAAAAACAUGCAAAUUCAAGGCAAUUUUGGUAAAGAAAAAUCUACACUAUGUAACCAGAAUGUUAAGUCAGUAAUCAGUAUCCUUAACUCAAAUGUAAAUUCCUCUGUAAAUUUGGGUACCUGCUAACUUGAGCGUAUUUACACCCCUAAACAUAGUCCCCCCAACGUAAGCGUAAAUCUUCAAACCUAAAAUCUGUGGCUUAACUUGAGCUUUAUCCAGGUGUUCGUUUGCUACAGUUAUUAUGUACUGUAUUUUACUGAGAAAAUUUUAAAUUUUUAUAAAAAGAUUAAAAUCAUUUUUAAAAUAUUCAAAAUAAUGAAAACCCAACUCUACAGCUUCAUCACAUACACUUUAUCAGCAAAAAUAAAAUCCAAAAGUUGUAAGAAAAAAAAAUCAAUAAAAAAUUCCAAAAUGCUGGCCUAGUUUUAAACAUUAUAAGUAACCACCCAAUGAAAUAUCAAUUUAAAACAUUCCAUCGGCAUAUUGCUAUUUAAAAAAAGAAAAGGUAACCCUAGAAACAAUCCAAGAAUAAACAAAAAGGGAGAGAAUCCUACACAGACACUCAAAGUGGUACGGAGAACGUAAAUUGGCCGGCCUAUUAUAUAGCACUUACCAGCUUACUGAAAACCUAGUCAAUUUAAAUAAUGAAAUAGAAUACUUCAUCAGUACACAAAUAAACUUAUAGGCUAACCUCCACUAGUAGGCCUAAUGAAAGCUAGCUAGUGAUGCCUACUUUUACCAGGCUAACUAGGCCUGCAGGUUAAGUAUUUAAAUGUACUGUGAUUCUGAAUGUCAUUAAAUUGAUGAUGUAAUAAAAUGAUUCUUUGAUUUAUAGCCUGAGUUAGGAUCCAUUCAAAGUGUACGUUUUUUAUAACAUUGAAGAGGGUAAUAAUAUGGAAUUAUACUUUACUAAUUAUAAUUCAAGUAUGGCCUAAUAAGCCUAUAAGAAAUAAAAAAAAGAUCCCUCCACAAUGCAAAAUACUUUUAGAACUACGUUUUUAAAAAUAACAAAAUGGUGGGGCCUGGUUGUUACUUUUGAUAUAAAAAAAUUGAAAGUUUGUUAGUUCAUAGCAGUCAUGGUAUAUUUUAUAAAAAGGAGAUUGUUAUGCUUAUGGGGGGAGGGGUGGGUGGUGGUGGUGGAGAAAGGCCCUAUCAUGCUAUGCCCUCCCCCACCUUUCCUUAGAAAAUGUGAUUGAUUCUUUUUUUAAUUAUCAGUACUAGACAAAAUUAAGCCUACUGGAAGAUACAAGAAAAUGAGUGAAACAUUGUUGUAGAAAGCCUGAAAAAGAAGGAAGAUAAAGCUUUUUUUGUGUGUGUGUGUGUUCUAUUCUCUUCAUUCAUUAGAAAAUAACAUUUUGUUUAAUACUGCAUACAUAGAUUUUAUACAUUUAUUUUGUUAAAUCAAAAAUUCUGUUUAAAAAGUUUGAGCUACUGAAAUGAAGAGGAAAAAAGAACAGGCUUGCUUUUGCUAAGAUUUGUAUUUAAAAUGUGGAAGAUAAAAGGGGAAUUUAAAUCUUGCAAAUGUGUAAAUAGUCAAAUUGAUAAAACUUAUAUAAUUUUUCCUUCAGAUCUGUCCAGAUGCGGCUGUAUUCUCUCAACAAAAGACAAUUUGUACUGGUGUUUGUAACUUUCUUUGUCUGCUUCUUGAUCAGUGUUUUAGUGGGGAUAGCAGGUAAGAAUGAUAAAUUUCUAUCAUUUGUUAAAUGAAUAUUCAUAACUGACACACACAAAAAACCAACCUUCAUUUAGUUUUUGAUGUCAUAUAUCCUGAUUUUCAAGUGGUAAACCAACAUUUCAGUUUUAUAUUUCAUUUGAGAAAAAAGGGGUCAUUAAAUUGAAUUUUAUUAAGUAGGUAAGAAUGUUAUUAUAAUAACAUUAAUAAUGUUUAAUUAAUGUUCCUGUUUCUGCUCCUCUCAUUUAAUUCUAUCACUAAACAUCUUAGGGCCUCACAUUAUUGAUUCCUACUCAGUCAAUGGAUCACUCGCCUUGAAAGAGCAACAGAAUAAACAGGUUUUAAAGCAUUGUUGUUUUUGACAAGUGAAAAUAUAUUUAAUAUCUGUUUGAUUUGUAAAGGGAGCAUUGUUUCUAUUGUUUUCAGCAAAUUUGAUUUCAUUAAAAUUUUUUAAACAUUUACAUUUAAAUAUAUAAUUAAUUUAAUAAUGUUAACCUGCACUCCAACUGAUGCCUGCAUCACGGUUUUGUCAAAAAAUGUCUUGCCAUCUUUAUUUCCAGACUGGUCCCUUCAUCCUUCACUCACCCCCCAUGUCCACAUUUCAUCAACAGUUGUGGUUGAUAGCUGAUGUCACCAUCACUGAUAGCAUAGGUACAAUAUAUUUUUUAGUAUCAAGUUUUCCAAGCAUUUACUUACCAUCUAAUGCAUUUUGACCUCAUAGUUUUACCCUUUUUCCCACCCUUGUUAAAGAAAAUGGUCAGAAUAAGUCCUAGAAUACCUGAUAAAGUAGAAGUAAAAAUUUAUUUGGUUGCACUAGAUUAAAUAAUGUUAAUUUUUGGGAUAUGGACACUAAAGCUAACCAUUUUCCAUCUUGAAGCUUGGAUGUGGGCACUAAAACUGACCAUUUUCAAUCAUGUAGUUGGGAUUUGGGCACUAAAGCUAACCAUUUUCAAUCAUGAAGUUCAGAUAUGGGCACUUAAGCUAACCAUUUUCAAUCAUGAAGUUGGGAUAUGGGCACUAUAGCUAACCAUUUUCCAUCAUGAAGUUAGCAUGUGGGCACUAAAGCUAACCAUUUUCAAUCAUGUAGCUGGGAUUUGGGCACUUAAGCUAACCAUUUUCAAUCAUGAAGUUGGGAUAUGGGCACUAAAGCUAACCAUUUUCCAUCAUGAAGUUCGGAUGUGGGCACUAAAACUAACCAUUUUCAAUCAUGUAGUUGGGAUUUGGGCACUAAAGCUAACCAUUUCAAAGAUGGGGGCAGAUAUCAUUUGAUUUAAAAUAUAUCUAUUUUCAGGAUCAAAGUUUGAGCAAGAAUUCUCCAUGGGUAUUCUCAUCAGAGGAGCGAACGGAGAUGCCCAGAGUGUGGAGGAGUCGGAGACCAACCCUCACCUUAGCACAGAGAUGCACAACAGAACACGCAAACUUAAGUGCAGUGGGGUUCGUGACCCAUCUAUUUCUAGUUGUCUUUGAAGCUUACGUAAUAAAUGAGGACUUUUGGGUCAUUAAUGUAAUUUUGUUGACUUGACAGGCAAUGUGUCCCCAAAAAUGCUCAGCAUUUCUCCCACUGCCUGGUCUCUGUGAUGGUACAUGGAAGUGUCCUUUGAUUUAUUUUUUACUAUGAUGGAACAGCUCUUCUCUGUGUCCUCUUAGGCAGAUAGAAAAUAUUUUUGAUCCUGUCACUAUUUUUACUCUACUCAUGCUCAAACUUUGUGUCCUUUCCUAUGUAUUUAAGACAGUUUAAUAUAUAGAAGUAGCUGCCAGUAUCAUUUUUAAUCCCAUUCCCUUCCAUAGACAAACUGUGAUGACCUGAUUGUCAUGCACCUGGGUUACCUGGACUUUGCCUAUUACUACAUCACAGUAGUGUUCUAUGACCUGGACGUUAACAAACUGACCAUAAGCAAUGUCAAGUUCACAGUAAGAAUAUUUAAUAAUCUUAAUAUGGAGUUGCAGUUUUUUUAUUUCAGUUUAAUUGAAAGAGAUUAUUUAAUUAAUGUAUCAUGAAGAUUCUCAAAAGCAUCUCAACCAUAAACUAUUUGUAAUCAAUCUCUUUCUCAAUAUCUCUUUACUCAGUUUAAGAUAAAGAGAUUAUUUAAUUAAAGUAUCAUGAAGAUUCUCAAAAGCAUCUCAACCAUAAACUAUUUGUAAUCAAUCUCUUUCUCAAUAUCUCUUUACUCAGUUUAAGAUAAAGAGAUUAUUUAAUUAAAGUAUGAUGAAGUUUCUCAAUAGCAUCUCAACCAUAAACUAUUUGCAGUCAUUCUCUUCCCCCAAUAUCUCUUCAUUCAGUUCAAGAGUUACAACACUUCCUUCACCCAGAUUGAAAUCUGGAUUCGUUUUGUUUUCCUGGUCCUCACAUUUCUGACGACGGUAAACAACUUAAUAUCCUUUUAUGUUAAUGUACACAGUAAAAAAAAAAAGGCUUACUUAAGCAAGAUAACUGAAAGUUAAUAUUUAAGAGAAGACACAAAUCUGUCAGCUUUUAUAUCAUGACCAAAACUUAUUUUUGUGGUGUGAAGGAGGAUUAUUAUUGUUAACUUGGGAACUGCUAAUGUCCUCUGUAUUGGAUGUGAAAUAUUUGCAAGCAAGUAAAGUAUACAUUUUGAAAUUUAUGUGAAUUGUGAUGUACCAGUACAUUAAGAAUCAAGCUGUACAAAGUUGGUCCAUCAGGUAGUUCAAUAAGUGUUAAGUUUUAAUUUUAAUGAAGAUUUAUCAGACUUUGACAACACUUUAAUUAAAAUAUUUGUCUGUUAGCUUCAAUUAAUUAAUUGAUUCUUUAAAUCACUCACAGUGUUGGUAUGCCCACAGUUUACGGAAGUUUUCACUUAGAGACUGGUCAAUAGAGCAGAAGUGGAUGUCCUUGCUGCUGCCCCUGUUAUUACUUUAUGAUGGUGAGGCAUUUCUUCAUUGUGUUUCAAAACAGUAAAUUUUCAUCUAAUCAUAAAAUUUAAGUCAUUUAUCAUUUAAUAUUAUUGUAUCAAAGCUCCUCAUAUUAAACAUAAUUUUCACUACCACUAGAUGUUAAGUUAUCUGUCUUUAUAGUGUUUAGUUAUUUAGCAAUGUGUCCAUUAAAAUGUUCAGUUUAGUUGUGUCCUUUCGAUGUUUUGUUCUCUAUCCUUACUUCCUGCCAAUCUUGAAAUGAAUGUUUUGCAUUUACUGUCAUUGACUUAACUAUUUUAACGAGACAUUUGCUUCUGCAGAUCCCAUCUUUCCAUUGACCUUCCUGGUGAACAGCUGGUUACCCGGCAUGCUGGAUGGCUUGUUCCAGGCAUCUUUCCUCAGUGCCUUGUUACUGUUCUGGUUGUGUAUAUACCACAGUGUCAGGGAGGUAAGUCAUGCCCACCAAGGUCCCUUUGAUCUGUGCAUUAUACAAACAGGGACUCCUCAGAUAAUUUUGGCCAAGGUUUACAUCCUAUCCAAGAAUAGUUGCCUUGCUGAGGUUUUUUUAGCGAUUUGGCCCAUAGCUUCGGAUGACCUUGGGCCAUUUUCAACCCAGCCACCCUUUCUUAAAUACAUGGGAGAUGUACAUUUCAAAAAAAUGGUAAAUCAACAACAAGUAACGAACUUAAGAAAUUUAAGAAAACUGUACCUAAAAGUUGCAACAAAAAUGGGGUCAUUAGUUAUUCCUUUAUUUAUGGUCACCAGUGGUUAGGGCUUAUCGAUCAUCUCAAGAUUUUUUUACUAUCUAAGCACAUUUUCUCCCAUUUCCAGCUCUAGGCACAUAGUAAAUUAAUGCAUCAACAAAACAAAGGGGCUAUAAUACAUUUCUUAUAUUUUUGAAAAAUUGAAUAUUGUAAUGGAUUUGAGAUUAAUUGUGGUGGCUUUUUUAAAAAAUUUUUAUUGAACAUGGAGGUUUUGUUUUAUUUGUAUCUUAAUGAUAGAAAGCAACUGAAAAUUAUAACUUUUAAUUUAUUUUGUGACGACCUAAUGCUAACAAGCUGCAGGCUAUUGAGAGACUUUUGGAUGUAAUACAUGAUUUCGAAACAAAAAACCCAGACUCCGAAUGUCUGGCAUUCAGCGUGCUCCCCCCUGAAGUCACAAAUCUUAAUGAGAACUAAUAAGUCCCUGAAAUGGUUAAGAGAAUUCACUGAAUGGCUGUUUUUUUUUCACUAGUGAAAUAAUUUAAUGUGGAUGUCUCGUGUUCAGAUCGUUUUAUUUAUGUGCUGAAAAUGUACAAUGCAAUCAAAAAACAUUUCCAUUUGUUUGGAUAAAUAAAAUAUUCUUAUCUUAUCUUAUAUUGAUAUCUUUAUCUUGUUCAGACUGAUCGACGCUUUGCUAGAUUUUACCUGCCCAAACUGGUUAUAGUUGGUUUAAUUUGGUUAUGUGCGGUCACUCUGGCAUCCUGGCAAGAAUAUAAUGAGCUUCAGGACCCAACCUACUACUACAGGCUGGACACAAGCAAUUUUGAGGUCAGUAUUUGAAUGGUUAACAGGUUAUUUCAAAAGAUUAACUUGUGUGAAAGGGUCAGAAUUGAUGAGUGUUCUUUUCAUGGGACAAUCAUUGCCAUUCCAAACACUGAAACCGUUUGGUAAAAUGCUAUUUUCUAUACAUGUCAUCAAUAUUAUAACUUACAUGGUCUCAGUUUCUAUAUGGGUUUUAUAUCCUAAUAAUUCACAAUAUUUAGCACUUAAUAACUUUAUUUAGGGUCUAUUUGACUGGCAUUUAUUUAUGCAAGUGCAAACACACACAAAAAAAAAGUUAGUAAAAAAAAAUAUUUUUUUUUUUGAUAGUUCAGAACUGACAAGCAGACUGUAAAAUUAAAGGAAUUGUCAUCCAUAAAAUGAGACCACACUUUAUUUAUUAAUCAUACUAGUCUGUUGCUUUGUUUUAAAAUACAUUUUGAUUGAAUUGAUAUGAAUUUAUGAAAGAAGGCUUGUAGAAGCUAUUUGGUUUUGCAUAAAAAAAUAAUUUGAAAGUCUCUUUUUUUUACAGAAUUGUUGAUGAACCUUGUCCCAUUUGUGCUACUUACAUUCAAAUAAAGUAAAUUAAAAUGCUUUUAUCUCCGCCCAGGGUUUCAAGAUUUUGUUUUUCAUUGUUGGCGGCUUCUAUUUGUUGUAUCUCCUGUACCUGUUGGUGAGAGCUUACGCUGAGCUGCGACUGAUGCCGUACUUUGGUAGGUGGUCAUUCAAAUGUUUUGGUUGGAGUUGUUGGGAAAUUGGCAUUUUUGUUGAUUUAUCAACUUGCAGUGCAUCUUUUUUUGAACAUUAUGGGAACUCCUUAAUUUUAUCCGCAAUAUAAAGAGAACUACUAUUUAGAGCAAUACUUUCCUGACCAUGGAAUUGAGAUACAAACACCAUAAUACAGAUUUUGAUUUUCUCUUUUAAGUUUCAAAGUACCGUACACACUUUCUAACUUUAUUUCACAGAUCUGCGUCUCAAGUUUAUGACUGCUCUGAUGGUCAUCGUUGUGUCCAUCAGUAUUGCCAUCACUGUCAUGAGGUUUGGCGGUGGUGUCCUGCAGGACAACUUUGUCUCUGAACUGUCCACAAACUAUGAGAACUCUGCUGAGUUUGUUUCAUUCUAUGGUCUGCUCAAUUUUUACCUGUACACAAUGGCUUUUGUUUACUCGCCGUCACCAAAUGCCAUGUUUGGUAAGUAGUUUGAAACAUCUAAAUAUAUUGUGACUGUUAAACUUUUGGUCUGCUGAUUAUUCUAGAAGGCCUUAACUAAUUACCUUUUUUCUUUUCAACCUGGACCACUCAGAAAUUUUACGCAGGUGAAAUCCCAGCCCAUUUGGAUAAACUUCAUGAAUAACCUAGAUUGCUUCAGAUAAAUUUUAAAAAUGUAUUUUGUCAUAUGAUUACAUGAAAUUAAGUGGAAUACAGUAUGGAUAGAUGGAUGAUUCAUGUAUUUUGCUAUAUAAUUUUUCAAUGCUUUUGCUAUAAAAAUUGUUAAAUAUCAAACUUUGAAAAUGUGCUAAACUACUCACCAUUGACACCAUCAAAAGAUAAAGCCACAAAAAAAAAAAAAAAAAUUAAUUCUAAAGGCCAGAUUGAUAUAAUAACACUAUAUAUCUAGUGGCACAGUGCUUCUCAACUUUUUAGUGCCAUGGCCCCUUGAUAACAUUUGCCAAGUUGCUGCGACCCAUGACCAGUUUUAUGUCUAGAAAUUGAGAGCAGAUGUUGAGAAGUUGAAGGGGGUGGGUACUGACUUUUAUAGAUUUUUAAAAAAUAAAAAAAACUUCACAUAGAAUAAUUUUUUUUCACUUCAAUAGCUAUUUAGUUUAUUGUGCUCUGGUAGUAUGGGAAUAUGCUAUGAGUGUGUUACUGUAACUCCAUUUAGUUAAACUCAAGGGCUUAGUUUUAUUUAAUGAGAAGCUAUAAAUUAUUGAUUUCCGUAUUUGCCUUACCAUUGAGCUUUAUACAUGUCAAAUGCAAAUACUGUUAAGAUAACAUAAACAGCAUUCACAACAUUCCUGGUGGUGAUUAAAGUAAUAAGCAUAUAUUACAAAUGAUUGUUUUUUUCCAGCAAGAUUUGAUAGGGUAAUGGGCAUUAGUUAGUUUACUCACCUUUACGCAGUUACAGUUUUAUUGAUUGUUAAGACAAUUUGUUGUUGAUUGUUAAGACAAUUUUUUGUUUAUUGUUAAGACAAUUUUUUGUUUAUUGUUCGAACGAAUUUUGCAAAUUUUUCAAGGUGAUAAAAAUGAAAAAUUUUUAACUUCUUUUUAAUCAAUGUGAUCAUGUGACUUUGGCCAAUAUUGAUCUCAAUUUAGGUUACAUAUUUUAAACAUUUAUUAAAACUCUUUACUGCUCGUCUUAAAAAAAUGUUCUUAAAUUUGACAAUUGUGGUUGUUCUUAAGAAAUAAUUAAUAUGCAGAAAUCCUCUGUCAAACGUUGAAACAAUUUGAAAUUAAGUCAAUUUUUAUUGUUAUACAAGUUUAAUCAAAACCGCAUUUUAUAUUCUGCUGCUGUUAUUAAGUUUCUUGUCAAUGUUUUCUAAUGUAACUUGCAGGGCAUCUUAUACAGCAUGCAACUAUUUAAUUAUUUCUUAUUUCUUUAAAUAACUCAUCAUCACCCACUUUUCCCUCACACAGAAACUCAUUUCAAAGAUAAUCCUGCCCUUUCUAUGCUGAAUGACUCGGAUGAAGAAAUCCAGUACUCGUAAGUUCCUUAUUUAUGUAAGAAUGAUUCCUAGCAAAAGGAGGAUUUUUUAUUGCCUAAGAGUAGCCCAAAAAUCACUUUUGAUAUAUUUAUUUUUUCAUGGGGGAUCAUAAUUGAGCUGUUUUCAUAUUAGACCAUAUUUUCUCUCUGGGGUUUUGGUUGUGCAUCCUCUUCACUGCUCUCAUUUGGCAUUCUUUCUAAACAUCCAGCCCAGUAUAAAAUUUGUCUGAAUCGCACUUGUAAAUGUGAAAUGAUUGAGUUGGUUUUGCUUACCAAUAAUUGGAGAUUAACAAACACGUUUUUCAACUCUCACCGUUACUGUCUUAGGGCUUCUUGAGGCCAUUCUAGAAUAUGCUUUGCUCUUCCAUGUGAGGGCUGUAGCCACGGGCCUAGGAGAAGGGGGCAGUCUUCCUGGUGCAGCCUUUCUUUUGGGGCAGUAGUUUCAAUUUUCUUUCUGCUUCAUAUGCUUGACUUAUUUUGUAUGUGUAUUCCGUAUGCAGGAUACUUUUCAUUAAUUGUGUGCAGCUAAGUCUAGGACUGCCCUGGCUCAUCACAAACUCUAGCUACUCCAUUGGCUCCAGCGUGUAAUUAAUGAAAACACUGCUCUGCAUAACUGUUUUAUGUUAGCCUCAACAAGAACUUCAUUAUAUUUUAUUAUCUCUGCACUGAUUUUUGUGUGUCAGUCAUUGAACCUAGCAAAACGACUUCAUGCUAUCAGUGUUUUCACAUCAUUUUUGUCUGUUUACGAUAGGAUCAUCUCAGUAUCAGUGAUGGCUGCUGUGUAUUAACAACAUAUAGCUCCAUCAGUCUGAGCCAGUGCUGUGACAGCUGCCAAUCUGUUAUAUGGACAUGACCCAUCAAUAAUAGGAUAUGAUGUUUAACUUUUUCCUUUUUGACAAUGGAGAAAUUGAUUCAAGUCUAUUUUUGGAACAGUUGUACUAGAAUUUAAUUGAUUUCACCCUUGUUAACAAUGUGCAACAUGUUGCAUGCACGGCCAGGUUGCUCAGAAAAAAAGAUAUUCACCCAUGGUUCAGCAUAACGUUUUAUUCUUCUUUUUUUCUUGCUGAUACUUUCAAUGCUUUGGGCAGCAUCAGCAUUUGCGCGACUUGGCUGUUCCUAAUGCAACAGAUGUCUAUUAGAAUGACACAAAACACUUUGGUCGCUCUUCAUCCUAGUUACACGAGUGUCAAAUUUUUAGACCUGGUAUCAGAGUGCAGGGAAUUAUUAGACACAAUAUAUAUAAGUUAUAUUUUCAUUGGUACAACAAAAAUUGGGUGAAGGUUUAUAUUUCAUGUAUAUUAUUACUCAACACAUAAAGUCACUGGUAUACUUUAUAAACUAUGUUGCUAUAAACGAAACUAGGUUGUUUCGUUUAUCUCCCUUACGGGAGCUCAAACCUUUUAAUGGGACCUAAAGAAAUUUUCUCUGCACUUCUCACAUUGAAACAAAAUCUCCAUGACAAUGCUUAAGACUAAUUUUCAAGGGCUUAAAUCCUUUAUUGAAUUAGAAGACGCAUCACUACAAGCAGGGCUGGAAGUUAACAACCAAAAAACAUGAUAAUGAUAAGAGAAGAACAGACAGAUGAAGCCAUUAAAAUUAGAAACCAGACUUUUGAAAAAAGUAAAUCAAUUCAAAUAGCUGGGAUCUUUAUUAAAUGAAAGAAACAAAUUAGUAACAGAAAUAUAAGAAAGAACAUCAGCCGGAAACAGAGUAUACUGCAGGGCAUACUGCAGGGCAUAUUGCAGGGCACACUGCAGGGCAUACUUCAGGGCAUACUUCAGUAGUCAGAAAAUACUCAAAAGUAAAAACACUUAAAGAGAAUGCCAAAUGACAGAGGAGUGAAGAGGGGGGUCACCAAAAACCCCAGAGGAAAAUGGCUCAAAGGCAGACCUAGGGGUAGAUGGAUGGAUGAUGUGGUAAAAGAUCUACAACAACUGGGAAUCCAAGCAUGGAAAAGAAAAGCAUUAGUUAGGGCUGAGUUGAUGGAAGUUGUGAGGCAGGCCAAAACCUACAUGGGCUGUAGCGCCCCACAGAGAUGGGUGGAUAUUUUGUAAGGCUAAUUUGAUAGGGUUAAUUGUUGUACAAUUAAAGACUACAAUUAAAUUUCUGUGCACUCUUAGACUCCUGGUUUAUUUAAAACUAGAACUCACAUUUCAUUUCACACAGCUCAGACACAGAGGAGACAACUCUUAGCAGAACGAGGAACACAUUGGCAGACAGUGAUGAGGACUUUAGGUAGCUCCACCCUCCCCCCCGAAGUUCACUGGCCAGUUUGUCAAAUUUCUUGACAAGGAUUUCCAGUCUCCUGAUUUCUCUCAGUUACUUUUAUUUUUUUUAUUUUGAUCUAAAGUAGAAUAUUUAUUUACAUAUUUGCUAAAAGGUGAAUUCAUCUGUCACUCUUUCUAAAAGGUAUUUACAAAGUCAUGUAUGUGGUCGAGUCAUGAGUUUUAUUAAAUUAAAUAUGAAAUGUUAAUUUAUUACAUAUGCUCAUGCUUAUAACACUUUGCUUUCAUUAAUUUAAGGACAUAAUUAAUAAUAUCCCAAUGACCCGUAGAUUCCCUUUCUGUUUGUUGAAUUAGAAGAACAUGAUUUUAUAUACCUGCUUUUAUAAUUUAUAGUGAUAAAUAUUAAGUUCCCCAUGGAACAAAAGCUCAUGGAUUAUGUGAUGUGGUAAACUAUGUCAGAUUUGGUCCAUAUCACCAUGUCUGAAUUACUUUCAAUUAAUUUGUACCGGGCUUGUUCCUCAUUUACACUUUUGCCAUUUAAACAGACAUUGUUUCAUCUUGGUUAACUCUGGGGCCUGCUUGGUCCAGUCUUGUCUGGGGCCUGCUUGGCCCAGUCUUGUCUGGGGCCUGCUUGGUCCAGUCUUGUGUGGGGUUUACAAAUUUUUAUAUAUAAAUGGGGGAUUUUUUUUAAUGAACUCAUAAUUUUGAUACUGAGGGAUUGAACAAAUUUUCUAUUGAUCACCCUUCCAUCCAUCUCCAUUGCACCGUUGAAGGUUCAUUUCUUUGUUGUCGUCUAUUAUUUUCCAUUGAUGUAUUGCCAUUUCUUGUCAACCAAUUUUGUUUCCAACUAGCAUUUGUAAACCAAACAUCAGAAGGAAAAUUGUUAUCAUAAUGAUUUUUUGUCAUUUCUUUAGAUCUACUAUCAAUACCAACAGAAAAUGGC
Molecule: messenger RNA, 14132 nt
Organism: Lymnaea stagnalis (great pond snail)
Lineage: Eukaryota; Metazoa; Mollusca; Gastropoda; Lymnaeidae
Source: the annotation of a GenBank genome assembly